This is a messenger RNA of Manis pentadactyla (Chinese pangolin), 2426 nucleotides long. RefSeq names its product nuclear receptor subfamily 2 group F member 6 (gene NR2F6). Bases 717 to 1958 code for a protein of 413 amino acids. The transcript has 4 exons. The record is from RefSeq and is a predicted model, not a curated record. Gene Ontology annotation, biological process: anatomical structure development; negative regulation of transcription by RNA polymerase II; cell differentiation. Lineage: Eukaryota; Metazoa; Chordata; Mammalia; Pholidota; Manidae. Gene Ontology annotation, molecular function: RNA polymerase II cis-regulatory region sequence-specific DNA binding; nuclear receptor activity; zinc ion binding.
GCCUCGCGAAUGGAACGUUGUGUGUCAAGCCGGCCGCAGCGCGAGGCCGGCGCGCGGGGUCGGAGGAGGCGGCUAGAGCGUGGCUGGGGCCCAGGCUCAGGCCCAGGCCGGGCGGGCGCGGCCGCAGCAGGGGCGGCAGCUUGGGAAACGCCGGCCCGCGGCCCUAUAGGCCCCGAGCGGCCGCCUGGGGGCCCGGGGGACCUAGGGGGCGCGGCGACCGGCUCAGGCGCGCGUCCGGCGCCCCUCCCCCCAGCCGCGGGCGUCAGCGCAACUUGCGGCCAAACUUUACCCCCGGCCUCCCGCGCUCGGAUGGCAGCCCGCUAAGUUGGCCGCAGCCCCCGGCCGAGCGUCUGCCAGGCCAGAGGGCGCCCCCUGCGCAGCCUGGGCGGAGCCAUGGCUCGCGGUCCCCCGCCGGGGCCCCAGGGCGGCGGGGCGCGAAUCCCCGGGGCCCCCGGCCCGCGCCUCUAGUGCGCCCCCUCGGCCCCAGGCCCGGCCCCGCGCACGCGUGGGAAAGUUGGCCUGGAACCGGCCGGACCAGUUACGCCCGGGCGCGCGGACCGGUCGCAGGAAGUUGCUGCAAAACUUUUUUGGGGGGUGCAGCUGGUGCCCCCCGCGCGCCGCUGCCGGAUGCGCGCCGGAUAGUGUUCACGGGGCUGAGAGGAGUGCCCGGAGGGAGGAGCGCGGAGGGGGCGCCCCGGCCCCGCUGCCCUGAGGCUAUGGCCAUGGUGACGGGCGGCUGGGGCGGCCCCGGCGGCGGCGGCGACACGAACGGCGUGGACAAGACGAGCGGCUAUCCGCGCGCGGCUGAGGAAGACUCAGCCUCACCCCCUGGUGCCGCCAGCGACGCUGAGCCGGGCGACGAGGAGCGGCCGGGGCUGCAGGUGGACUGCGUGGUGUGCGGGGACAAGUCUAGCGGCAAGCACUACGGCGUCUUCACCUGUGAGGGCUGCAAGAGCUUCUUCAAGCGGAGCAUCCGCCGCAACCUCAGCUACACCUGCCGGUCCAACCGUGAUUGCCAGAUUGACCAGCAUCACCGAAACCAGUGCCAAUACUGCCGCCUCAAGAAGUGCUUCCGGGUCGGCAUGAGGAAGGAGGCGGUGCAGCGCGGCCGUAUUCCGCACUCGCUGCCCGGCGCAGUGGCUGCCUCCUCGGGCAGCCCCCCGGGCUCAGCGCUGGCGGCGGCGGCGGGCGGAGACCUGUUCCCGGGGCAGCCGGUGUCGGAGCUGAUCGCGCAGCUGCUGCGCGCGGAGCCUUACCCCGCGGCGGCCGGGCGCUUUGGCGCGGGCUUGGCGGGAGCGUUCGGCGCGGGGGGCGGCGCGGCGGGCGCCGUGCUGGGCAUCGACAACGUGUGCGAGCUGGCGGCCCGGCUGCUCUUCAGCACCGUGGAGUGGGCGCGCCACGCGCCCUUCUUCCCCGAACUGCCCGUGGCCGACCAGGUGGCGCUGCUGCGCCUCAGCUGGAGCGAGCUCUUCGUGCUGAACGCGGCGCAGGCGGCGCUGCCUCUGCAUACCGCGCCGUUGCUGGCCGCCGCAGGCCUGCACGCUGCACCCAUGGCCGCCGAGCGUGCUGUGGCCUUCAUGGACCAGGUGCGCGCCUUCCAGGAACAGGUGGACAAGCUGGGCCGCCUGCAGGUCGACUCGGCCGAGUAUGGCUGCCUCAAGGCCAUCGCGCUCUUCACUCCUGAUGCAUGUGGCCUCUCGGACCCAGCACACGUGGAGAGCCUGCAGGAGAAGGCACAGGUGGCCCUCACCGAGUACGUGCGGGCCCAAUACCCGUCCCAGCCCCAGCGCUUCGGGCGCCUGCUGCUGCGGCUCCCAGCCCUGCGCGCCGUCCCAGCCUCCCUCAUCUCCCAGCUGUUCUUCAUGCGCCUGGUAGGUAAGACGCCCAUUGAAACGCUGAUCCGAGACAUGCUGCUGUCAGGAAGUACCUUCAACUGGCCCUAUGGCUCAGGCCAGUGACUGGACAGGGCCUGGUGCGCUGUGGCUGGGUCUGCAGACCUCAAGGGACGUGGAUGUUUGGGUCUGGAGUGCGGCCCCAGGUGGAGGACCCUGGCUUCUCUCAGACUAUUUUUUAAAGACUGAAAUGCUCGUCUUUUCUUUUUUUAAAAUGAUCAUGAAACCGAAAAGAGACUGAUUGUCCAGACUCCAGCUUCAUCCUCCCCGGAACCCCUGGCCAAGAUGGGGUGGGGAGGGACUGAGGGUCCAAUCCUGGGACAGCCCGGUCCCUCAGUGCCCCGUGCAUAAACUUGUGGGACAGUGGGGUUGGCUUCCCUGUGUCAUGGACAAAGGCCUGAUGUCUGGACUGGAAGGGCAGCCACAGGCCAGGCAGGGGUAGUGUGUGGCAGGUGGAUUCUCUGGACAUGUAAUCCAUGUUGGACACUACAUGAUGAAUGAAUUAAGGCCAAUAAUAAAGACAUUUCCUACCCA